This is a messenger RNA of Centruroides sculpturatus (bark scorpion), 455 nucleotides long. RefSeq lists its product as uncharacterized. Bases 31 to 363 code for a protein of 110 amino acids. The transcript is spliced from 2 exons. The record is from RefSeq and is a predicted model, not a curated record. Lineage: Eukaryota; Metazoa; Arthropoda; Arachnida; Scorpiones; Buthidae.
CAGCCAGCGGGGCCCCGGGAGGUGAGAAGGAUGAAACGGUGCCAUGUGUUAAUUGAAAGAAAUAGACGGGCGUUAUGGAGAAGCAACAUUUUUAUUUUUUCUUGUAUUUGCAGAUUCGUCAACACGGAUGAUCCCGAGGCCCACACUCAAAACAUCGAGUGUAGACAUCGCUGGCUGAAGAAGUCCAUCAAGUCGCUCCGCACGGACAGGAGCCUGCAAAGUUACACCUGCACUUACGUGUACAGGACGCGGUUCAGCGGUACAACAACAUCGGGCGACACCACCACCUUCGUCAUUGACCCCCAGGACCUAGCCGAGGCGGGGACCAGCGGCCUCACCUACGCAACAUCAGGAACAGGCUAGGCGUCGCCAGGUAGCGAGCGGAUGUCGUGGGAGAUGCAAGAGGAGACGCUGUUGAAGGUGAGUGAAGGAUCUGUUUUCUUUCUGUCGUCAGU